Molecule: messenger RNA, 2958 nt
Organism: Cheilinus undulatus (humphead wrasse)
Lineage: Eukaryota; Metazoa; Chordata; Actinopteri; Labriformes; Labridae
Gene: kpna3
Product: karyopherin alpha 3 (importin alpha 4)
Exons: 17
Coding region: 100-1665 (521 amino acids)
Biological process (GO): NLS-bearing protein import into nucleus
Cellular component (GO): nucleus; nucleoplasm; cytoplasm
Molecular function (GO): protein binding; nuclear import signal receptor activity
Source: RefSeq, a predicted model, not a curated record
CCCCCUCUCCGGAGCCAGCAGCAGCACAGGAGCUGCCGUACCUCGUCUUUCACGGAGGAGAUCCCGAAAGCCGGAGUAAUAGCUAAACCCCAUACAGCCAUGGCAGAAAACGCCGGCUUGGAAAACCACCGCAUCAAGAGCUUUAAAAACAAGGGACGAGAUGUUGAGACUAUGAGAAGACAUCGAAAUGAGGUGACGGUCGAGUUGAGAAAGAACAAACGAGACGAACAUCUACUGAAGAAGAGAAAUGUCCCGCAGGAGGAGAGUCUGGAGGACUCUGAUGUCGACUCAGACUUCAAAGGACAAAAUGUUACGCUUGAUGCCAUCCUACAGAACGCUACCAGUGAUAAUGCUGUUAUCCAGCUCAGUGCUGUACAGGCAGCCAGAAAACUGCUCUCAAGUGACAGAAACCCCCCCAUCGACGACUUGAUAAAGUCUGGCAUCCUGCCCAUUUUAGUCAAAUGCCUGGAACGGGACGACAACCCCUCUCUUCAGUUUGAGGCAGCUUGGGCUCUGACCAACAUCGCCUCUGGGACAUCAGCACAGACUCAGGCUGUGGUUAAAUCAAAUGCAGUGCCCCUGUUCCUGCGACUGCUGCACUCUCCCCAUCAGAACGUUUGUGAACAGGCUGUAUGGGCUUUGGGAAACAUUAUAGGUGAUGGUCCACAGUGCAGGGACUAUGUCAUCUCCCUGGGCGUGGUCAAGCCUCUGCUGUCUUUCAUUAACCCAUCGAUCCCCAUCACCUUCCUCCGUAACGUCACCUGGGUCAUUGUCAACCUCUGCCGCAACAAGGAUCCCCCGCCGCCAAUGGAGACCGUGCAGGAGAUAUUGCCAGCCCUCUGUGUGCUAAUAUAUCACACCGAUAUAAAUAUCCUAGUAGACACCGUGUGGGCUCUGUCCUACCUGACAGACGGCGGCAAUGAACAGAUUCAAAUGGUUAUUGAUUCUGGAGUCGUUCCAUUUCUUGUGCCUCUCCUCAGCCAUCAGGAGGUCAAAGUCCAGACGGCAGCUCUGAGGGCAGUGGGUAACAUCGUGACAGGGACAGACGAGCAGACACAGGUCGUGCUCAACUGUGACGUCCUCUCGCACUUCCCCAACCUGCUCACACACCCUAAAGAAAAGAUCAACAAGGAAGCAGUCUGGUUCCUGUCCAACAUCACAGCUGGAAACCAACAGCAGGUCCAAGCUGUGAUCGACGCUGGACUCAUUCCUAUGAUUAUUCACCAACUGGCUAAGGGCGACUUUGGCACUCAGAAGGAGGCAGCCUGGGCCAUCAGCAACCUCACCAUCAGUGGGAGAAAAGACCAGGUGGAGUUCCUGGUGGAGCAGAAUGUCAUCCCUCCAUUCUGUAACCUGCUGUCAGUGAAGGACUCACAGGUGGUGCAGGUCGUCCUGGACGGUCUGAAGAAUAUCCUUAUUAUGGCGGGAGAUGAAGCCAGCACCAUUGCUGAGAUCAUAGAGGAGUGUGGAGGUUUGGAGAAGAUUGAAAACCUGCAGCAGCAUGAGAAUGAGGACAUCUACAAACUAGCCUUUGAGAUUAUUGAUCAGUACUUUUCAGGAGAUGAUAUUGAUGAAGAUCCCAGUUUGAUCCCCGACACCACUCAAGGAGGGACAUUCAACUUUGAUCCAGCUUCCAACAUGCAAACAAAGGAGUUUAAUUUCUAAAAAAAAUAAAAAAGCCAGGAUGUUUGCUUCAACCAGCUGCACGGGUACUCUGUAAUCACCCCAGACAUUCAUCCAUCUCUCCUCCAACCUGGCAACCUGGUACCGAAGGAUUUACAAAAAACAUCACUUCAACAAAGAAACUCACCACUGAAGGAUUUACCCACCCCCACCUCUGCACUGUGGGGGGUUUUUUCAUUUGUUUGGUUUUUUUUUUUCUCUCCAUCCUUCACCGAAAAACCUACAUAGGAGUCCUGGUCAUCCAACAGGCACCGUCACCAUCUGACAACCUGUAUCCGGAGGGUUGUCAGCACUCUGCCAGUGCUUCAAAUAUCACACAAAAAUACAAAGCAGAAGGAAGAAAAAGCCUUCGUGGCAAGAUGUUUUUGCCAAAUGUCAAAUCUUCAUAAAGACAAAAAACACAAGCACACUUCAGACACAAACACCGACACACGUUUUGACACUUAGAAUUUGUGUGCAUACUUCAGUUAGAAGUCAUCAUAUCACUUAUGGGGAAGAAAUACUGCUGUUCGUUUGUGGUUUAUUUUUGUGCUUUCCCUCCCCUGGAUUGUCCUCUGGUGUUAACUUCACCGCCACGCACGCACACUGAUAUACACACAUCGACACACUUUAGUGGCACAGAUUCCUGAUGGUCGGGCACCCCCCGGUAACCCUCUCCCACCCAGUUUAAAGAGUUAAUCCCAGAGCUAAGCCAUGAUUAACCACGGACCCCCGCUGCCCUCCCAGGACAGUCCUGGGGCAGGUGGAGGGGCGAAAGGGCUCUAAGGCGAAAAAGAGGACUCCGUGGCAAACUGACUGACGGGACUUCUGACUCGAUGACGUCACUUUUUUAACGUGACCUCGGUUGAAUUAUCAAACUUGUUAAAAGGAAAAAAAAAAUCAAAAAUGUGAAGAAAAUGCCAUAUUUUUUUUCAAUUCAUGCAACUGUAAGAGCUGCUUCUGAUUCAGCUGAGCAACCUUUUUUUUCCUCUUUUUUUUAAUGGAUGUGAUUACCUGUAACGGGAGGAAGCACCUAAAGGUGAAGGCGCAGAGACUUUGUAGAAGAGGAAAAUGUCAGCUGUAGCGUUGUUUCCCCCCGACAGGACAUCCAUUUCUUCAGCAUGAGCUCGGUCACGCCAGUGAUCCACUGACGCGUCUGCUCUGGACUCCCCUGUAAUGUGAAACUUGGAAAAAGGAGGGGGGGGUUUGUUAGAUUUAAAAAAAGAAAAGAAAAACAUGUCGAGUUAAAAUCGACCCGAAUCAUUUAAAAAAAAAGUUUUAAUUAUUUUAAAUUCA